CAGGCCCCGCCGCGCACCCGUGGGAGCGGCUGGCCGCGCGCCGCGGCGCUCCUGAGCACCCUGGCCUGGGGGCUGGUGCCGAGGACCAGGAGGCCGCCGGGGUGCCACCUGUGGUCUACGGUCGACCUUCGCAGCAUCGGCGUCGUCCGCACGCCCUACCGGCAGAGGGCCGACUGCCCCCGCCAGGGCGCUCUGCGGCCAGACGUGCGCGCGCGCGCUGACCGGGCCGCCGUUCUCUCCGGCCGCCGGGCCGCGUAACCCCGACGUGGUGGACGGCCUGGAGGGCUUCAGCCACCUGUGGUGCCUGUUCUACAUGCACAGGAACCACCGCAACAUCCAGGGCGAGGAGCUGCCCGCCAGGAUCCGCCCCCCGAGCGGGGGCCAGAAGCAGGGGCUGCUGGCCACGCGGGCGCCGCACCGGCCCUGCGGCCCCCUCGGCCUGAGCUGCCUCAGGAUAGAGGACAUCCGCGUGGCCGCGCCCAACACCACUGGCAGCCGCAGGAACAAGUGUGUGCUGGCAGCCGGCGGCCCUGGCGGCCUCGACGCUGCGGCGGCCGCCGCCGCCGCCGAGCGCCGCGCCGGUGGGGACCCCGACGGCGACCCGUCCGCCGUCGCCGGGAUCGAGGAGAACUACUCCGUGAGGAUAGAGGUCUCCAACCUGGACAUCCUUGACAAUGCUGGGAGGCCGGGGCGACGCACGGGGGCAUGAGAGUCCUCCGUGCGCCCGCGAGGGCACCGCGGGCCUCCGCCGAGACGCCAGGCCACCCCGCUCUCGUCGCACUCCUG
Molecule: messenger RNA, 786 nt
Organism: Prorocentrum cordatum
Lineage: Eukaryota; Dinophyceae; Prorocentrales; Prorocentraceae
Source: the annotation of a GenBank genome assembly